Sabethes cyaneus is the source of this 1020-nucleotide messenger RNA. RefSeq names its product zinc finger protein 205-like. Gene Ontology annotation, molecular function: DNA-binding transcription factor activity, RNA polymerase II-specific; RNA polymerase II cis-regulatory region sequence-specific DNA binding. The transcript has a single exon. The record is from RefSeq and is a predicted model, not a curated record. Gene Ontology annotation, biological process: regulation of DNA-templated transcription. The coding region runs from base 1 to 1020 and encodes 339 amino acids. NCBI's taxonomy places the organism in Eukaryota, Metazoa, Arthropoda, Insecta, Diptera, Culicidae.
AUGGACGUAGGACAAGAAUUUGAAUUUGGAUCGUCGACUGAAGGUUCGCCAACUUUGGAAGAGUUAUUGAAUUGUCAUUUCGAGUCUGUGCCGUGUGACAUUGAAACAAUAACUACCAGCGUGGCUCCGGUGUUCCCCGAUAAUAGUGAUUUUAAUAAUAAUUGUGCUGCAGUACAGCAAUUAACAUCAUCGUCAAGUGGCUCUUAUUUCCAGCCAGCCGAGUCUAGCUACUCAGGAUAUAAUAUUAUUUCUCAACCAAUUUCCUACGAACAGCCAGUAGUGACUACAGAGGCUCAACUUUUGGAGUUCGGAGUUGGAGUUGGAGUUAAUAAUAAUUGUGCUACAGUACAGCAAUUAAUACCGUCGUCAAAUGGCGCUUAUUUCCAGCCAGCCGAGUCUAGCUACUCAGGAUAUAAUAUUAUUUCUCAACCAAACGAACAGCCAGUAGUGACUACAGAGGCUCAAGUUUUGGAGUCCGUGUUGGCGUCCGUGAAACUUGUUUCACCUAGCAAGCCUCAGGAAGAAGCGAUUACAGCCCAGCCUGUCUUUGCAGCUAACAACAGUACCCAAUUAGCAGGAUGCUCCUCUACGAAAAGAAGAAAGCGAAACAAUGCAAAAAUUGAUUAUGAUACGAACUUCUAUUGUAAGGAGUGUGAUCAGAAAUUCGGCCGUGUAGGCAGUUGGCGGCAGCACAACAACUCUCAGCAUUCCGAACUUCCGUUCGAAUGCACUAAAUGCGGCAAACGUUUUGGCACUCAGACGCAGCUAACGGUGCACAAACUAAAUCACACCGCAGCUAAACAAAAAUUUGCAUGCGACUAUCCCCACUGCACUCGUAGAUACGUCCACCGGAAAGAUUUACAACGUCACAAACAGAGUCAUGAGGGUUCAUAUGAGUUCAUAUGUGAUCUAUGUGGCUAUGGAUCAGCCCGUAAAGAUCACAUCCUUAAGCACAGGCUAACGGUACACAGAAACGGUAAAGUUCCAUCAAAAGUACCCAAAAAAGGUGCAGCGCAGUAG